This is a messenger RNA of Lasiosphaeria miniovina, 2936 nucleotides long. RefSeq names its product heterokaryon incompatibility protein-domain-containing protein. The coding region runs from base 417 to 2564 and encodes 715 amino acids. NCBI's taxonomy places the organism in Eukaryota, Fungi, Ascomycota, Sordariomycetes, Sordariales, Lasiosphaeriaceae. The transcript has a single exon. The record is from RefSeq and is a predicted model, not a curated record.
CCCACCUCCCAUUUUGACACGUACGUAAACUGACCAAUCCCCAUUCGAAAAACACCCGGCACCCUCACGGUAAAGUAGAAGAGAUAGCUGAACGGAACCACGGUAGGCGAGCUUGCGAGCCGGAGGUGGUGUAGAGAGGCUGAACAACGGAAGGCCUCUAUUCCCUUUCCGUCCCCUGACUGUCGCAGACCCUAACCCUAGCCCGCUGCCUCCUCCCAGUUCAAUGUUGUGUUGGGCAGCAGCGGGGUUUGAUUCAAGAUUCUUCAUGAUUGUUACUGAAUCCCGACCUACUCUCCCCUCAACUAGCAAAUCGCCAUCUGCAAAAUCGCCAUCUGCAGAGCGGCAAAGUGCCAGACGAGAUGAACAGCGCCAGACGAGAUGAACAGCGCCAGACGAGAUGAACAGCGCCAGACGAGAUGAACAGCGCCAUGGAAAAACCUUUUGUACCUGUUUGCAUCCAAGGCUUCUGCCAAGGUUGCCAGCUUCUUGGAAACCUUGGGGCGAACGAGGUGCUCCGACUCGGAGAUGUCCAAGACGUCCUCAGCCGUGAUCCAUGCCAUGUCUGUCGUCUCGUCUACACGGUCAUGCAGAACUACCGACUUAACCGCGCACACCAAUCUGGAGGAGACGAUUCGCAUGAAUUGCUCACCAUGGCGGUUCACGGUGAGCUGUCGACCGCGCGGCGGCACGGCCAUGGCUGUAUCUGCGGCCGCAUCUUUCGUCUAGGCGCCGGCCCCGCCAAGUCACCGAGAUCGGUUGCUACCAUUCGAACUUCAUCGCAAGCCCCCGAUGAUGAUGGAAAAUCGAGCGACGAUGCCGCAGUAAGUGUAUCGACCCUUACGUCAUGGCUGCAACAUUGCGAGGCCGAGCAUGACCACUGCAAAGCCCAGCUGUCUGCGGUGGCAACCUUAUUACCCCGCCUUCUCGUUAUCGACGUGAAGGAAAUGCGCUUGGCCGAAGUUUCGACGCCUCGCUACUUUGCUCUCAGCUAUGUUUGGGGGCCCGCCAAGGUGUUCAUGACGAUGCGGUCGGAAUUUCCCUCGCUCUGCGAGCCAGGGGCGCUUGCGCAACUGGGAAACAAGCUUCCUCUCCUGCUGCAGGAUGCUAUCUUGCUCGUUCAGAGACUCGGAGAGCGGUACCUUUGGGUCGAUUCUCUCUGCAUCAUCCAAGACGCCACGGAAUCGAAGCAGGAUCUGAUCGGGAAGAUGGACCUCAUAUACGCCAACGCCGUCUGUACCAUAAUUUCCCACGGUAGCGUCGACGCGUCUUCGCCGAUCCCCGGAGUUCGAGCUGGUACACGGCGGCCCAUCCAGGUGGCGACCUCCGAACUGGGUCCUGGCGACGGCGUUCGACUCAUUGCCUCUCCAUCCCACUACCCUGCCUGUCCUUUGGUGUACGACACCCGCGGCUGGACAUACCAGGAACAACUUGUCUCGCGACGGCGUCUGAUCAUGGGUGCCGACCAAGCCUUCUUCAGCUGUUGCUCGCAACGCGGCGGAGAGCUGAGCGAGGACCCUCUUACCUGUACUGGGACCGCAGCCGAGCCGUCCAGCAUCCGCCUGUUGAACCAGGAGGGAGAAUGCAUUUCCAUGCUGUGGAAUCUCGACCCGGAUGCCGUGGGCGCCACCGACCUCCAGAGAUCGCGCAACGCCAUUCUCAAGCUCGGCAGUGCAGAUGCCCAGCUUGGCACUCAGCAAGAAGUCAACGAGCUGAUCUACACUUUCACCUCCACUGUGACGCACUACUCCAGCAGGCGGCUCUCGUUUGCGUCCGACAUCUUGAACGCCUUUGCUGGCGUCAUGGCGUCGAUUGAGCGCUCGUAUGGUCUUGCGCCGCGGUCGUCCAUCUACGGACUGCUCGGGAAGUACGUACACUACAACCUCCACUGGACCGCAAAGACGCCUCUUCGGCGUCUUGGCUGGCCAUCCUGGUCGUGGGUUGGAUGGGAGUCCCAAGUCCAUUGGCUCGGCCGCGACAACAUCCAAGCACUGCAAUUAAAGAUCCGCGCCAUCCAUUUUUUGUGGCAGGGAGCAUUACGGACAAUACCGCCCCUCGGCAGUGCCCUCUCAGCUGUCUCGACUGACGACGAGGAACCCGCUCCAGACGUCUUCCCACGCGAAUCCCAGCCGGCUUUACUCGAUCUGAGCCACAGAGCCCCUCUUCUCGCUUUCUGGGCGACAGUGUCGAGACCGGGAUCGCUGCACGUCUGCCCCCAUCCCAUCCGCCAGACCAAGAUCCGGAUCUACGCGUCCCCCAACUACGUGGGCGUCUGUGGACACUUGUACGAGGAAUUUGACUGGGCGCUGCCGCAGAGGCCGACGGCCGAGGUCUUUGCUAGGUUUCGGCUGGUCUAUCUCUCGUAUAGCUCCCGCCGCUGUGUAUUUCAUGUCUAUGAUGAUAGUAAGAGUUGCCGGAGCUGUAACGUCAUGGUUAUUGAAACGAGGGAAGGCGAGGAGUUGAAAGAGUCGGGGUGUCUUUAUGCGGAGCGGGUGGCGUUUGGCGAGGUUUGUGGCAGUUAUUGGGACGUCACCGAGACGGGAAGAGAGUUUGUUGUCCUUGCGUGAGGCUAUGCUCUUUGAGCGGCGACGACGAGGCUCGUUGACACCGAUAGGGGCUCUGUUCAAGUUGUUGAUUUAAAUGGCCGCUCUUGGUCUGUUUCGGCAUUAUAUCCCAUACGUAGGUAAUUUAUCAGGUUGUGGUGGGGUGCAGGGCUCUAGAAUCGCCGCCUAGUCAGAUGGACGGCGCAAUUAUUUCCUAGUUGUGUUGGGAGAACUGGGGGUUGUACUGGAGUCUGAAGCCUGCGGUGGCGAGGCUGACGCACUCCAAUUCCAACUUGUUCCAUCUUACAGUUCUGCCCGAAGGCCAGAACCUCUUCCUUUCUGACAAAAUACUGUAAGCGAUCCGUCUAGGGCGGGGCUAACAACGAACCGAUAGCA